This is a messenger RNA of Adineta steineri, 555 nucleotides long. The record is from the annotation of a GenBank genome assembly. Lineage: Eukaryota; Metazoa; Rotifera; Eurotatoria; Adinetida; Adinetidae.
AUGGCUACAACAACAACAGAAUUUGUUCCGUUAAGAAUUGGUAUUGAUUUUGGUGGUGUACUUGCUAUUCAUGAUAAAACUCGUGUAUCAGAAGAUGAUGAACAUCAAUCCGUAGAAAUUAAUAUGCCAGAUGCAAUGACUAGUUUAAUUAAACUUAAAGAAUCAGGUCAUAAACUUUAUUUAAUUUCAUAUUGUGGUGAAAGACGUGCAAGAGAAACAAAACGUAGUCUUUCAAAAAUACUUCCAACAAAAGAUUUUUUUGAUGGAGUUUAUUUUACACAACGAACAUCGAAUAAAGUUGAUGUAUGUCGUGCAACUGGUUGUGAUAUUAUGAUUGAAGAUCGAUUGAAAACUUUAAAACAUAUUCAUACAAUAAUACCAACAAUGAAACUUAUAUGGUUUACUUCAACUGAUGAUAGUCAACCUCCAGAUAUGAUCAAGGUCGAAUCAUGGAAUGAUAUAAUGAAAACAAUCGAUGAUGUACUUAUUCAUGAAGAAAUUCGACAUCAACCUGAUAAACGUGCUGUAUUAGAUGAUAAAAUACAUAUUGUUUAA